AUGGAGGUGCUGACUCCCAACCGCCCGCCCGGAGGCAUCGACACGGCCAACUUCACACAGCUACAAGAACCCCAAUCCCCCACCAACCUGCACGCUGCUAAGAGACAACAAGGAAAGAGCAUCCUACUCAACCACAUGCCUCCUCCAAUCUACAAAGAGCCAGGACAAGAGGGCCUACGCAGCAACAAUCUGCAAUAG
Messenger RNA from Aspergillus ochraceoroseus IBT 24754, 198 nucleotides. RefSeq lists its product as uncharacterized. NCBI's taxonomy places the organism in Eukaryota, Fungi, Ascomycota, Eurotiomycetes, Eurotiales, Aspergillaceae. The transcript is spliced from 2 exons. The record is from RefSeq and is a predicted model, not a curated record. Bases 1 to 198 code for a protein of 65 amino acids.